This is a messenger RNA of Xiphophorus hellerii (green swordtail), 2689 nucleotides long. RefSeq names its product zinc finger protein OZF-like. Gene Ontology annotation, molecular function: DNA-binding transcription factor activity, RNA polymerase II-specific; RNA polymerase II cis-regulatory region sequence-specific DNA binding. The transcript has 3 exons. Bases 441 to 1961 code for a protein of 506 amino acids. Lineage: Eukaryota; Metazoa; Chordata; Actinopteri; Cyprinodontiformes; Poeciliidae. The record is from RefSeq and is a predicted model, not a curated record. Gene Ontology annotation, biological process: regulation of transcription by RNA polymerase II.
ACAGUCGAUAUUCUUUGAAAAUUUGCCAUUUUUUCAAAAGGUUAGGCAUUUAGAAAUUUUCUCUAAACAAGUUUUUUUUUUAGCUGCAUUAAGUGUUUGAACUGUAAAGGUGGAAAAUCCCUGGUCUAAUUGCAGCGUUGCCAUAUUUACCAGCAGGGUUGUAAACUGCCUGCUGCAGCAGCGAAUAAUGCCCAGCAGAGGGCAGCAGAGCGGCAGUUACUGACUGCUGUCCGUGCAGAUGCCAGCUCAAAAAUAAUAAUUAAAAAAAUACGUAAAGGCUUUGCUUUCCAUAUUUAUGGAUCUAGUCUGAUAAUUGUCAGUCUGGUUCAUGUCACAGAGCGCAGACAACAUGAAGAAAGUGGAUCAUGUUCAUCACAUCGACUUUGAAAGUCUGCCUUUAGAGGAUAAACUGCAGAUGAAACAGCUCGACGUCCAGCAGGAUGCUGGCGCAAACCAAACAACUGGUAAGAACUGAGGACAACAUGAUUUUAGCUAAAGAUGAGGAGCAGCAGUUGGUGAUAAAAGAAACGGCUCCUGAAGAAAACCUAGAGAUAAAGAAAGAAGAGGAAGAACUCUGCCCUAAUGCUGAUGGAGAGCUGAUCAACGAGGAGGAGGAAGAGACAGUGGACAACAGGUUCCCCUUCACUGUUGUUACUGUGAAGAUUGAAGAUGAUCAAGAGAAACCUCAGUUAUCAGAUCUUCAUCACAUUAAAACUGAAGACAACAUGGAGACAGAGGCUCCAAGCAGCCGCUCAGCUGAACAGAUGCAACAAAGUCCAGCAGGACUUCAAGCGGGAUGGAAGGAGAUCUUGGGAAAACUGUGUUCGGAUGAGGACAAACAGAUGUUGGUGAUUAAAGAAGAAGUUCCUGUUCUGUCGAGAACCAGUUCGGACCAGAAGGACUCAGAGCUUAUCAAGAUAAAGAAGGAAGAGAAGGAACUGUGGAUCAGUCAGGAGGAAGAGCAGCUUACUGUGAAGAAUGAAGAUGAAGAGAAACUUCGGUUAUCAGCGCUUCAGCAAAUUAAAGCUGAAGACAACAGAGAAGCUGAAACUUUAACCAGCAGUUCAGCUGAACAUAUAGAAACAGAACCUGAUGGAGAGGAUGGUGGAGGACCAGAACCUUAUGGGGCUUUUGACAGUAUUUAUAGAAAAACAUUAAAUAAUGAGACUGCUGUUAAAUUACACACAAUGACUCACACUGGAAACAGAGAACAUGGCUCUGAUCUUUGUGGUAAAGAAUUUAAAGAAAAGGGUUACCAUCAGACACAUACGCAAUUUCCAACUGGAGAGAGAAUAUUUGCCUGUGAUGUUUGUGGCACGAGGUUUCAAAGACGUGAAACUCUUAAAAACCACAUGAGGAUCCACCCCACAGAGAGACAGUUUAUCUGCAGUGUUUGUAGCAAAGCGUUUUCAAGACAAGAUCAUCUAAAGAGUCACAUGCGUGUUCACACCGGAGAGAAACCGUUUAGUUGUAGUUUUUGCAGUAAAGGAUUUUCACAACAAAUUCACCUGAAGAGUCACAUGCGAGUUCACACGGGAGAGAAACCGUUCAUUUGUAGUUUUUGUAACAAAGGAUUUUCACGACAGGAUCUUCUAAAGAGUCACAUGCGAGUUCACACGGGAGAGAAACCGUUCGUCUGCAGUGUUUGCAGCAAAGGAUUUUCACAACAGAAUCACUUGAAAAACCACAUGGGUUUUCACACGACAUCGUUUAGCUGUAACGACUGUGGCAAACGUUUUAUGAAGGAGGACCAGUUAAAACGACAUGUGAGGCUUCACACAGAAGGGAGACCGUUUGGUUGUGAUGUCUGUAAAAGCAGGUUUUAUAAAAGGUAUCAUCUUGAAAAUCAUAUGAGGAUCCAUUCGGGAGAGAAGCCGUUUGUGUGUGGAGUUUGCAGUAAAGCGUUUUCACGAGAUGGAGAUCUGAAGCGUCACAUGGGUGCCCACGAGGGCUGUAACUAAUGAGUCAAUAAAUCUGUGUUUUCUGAUUAUUCUACCACUAUUUUAACCCAUCUCUGAUCUUUUUCCGUGCAGUUUUUGUUCCCAGCAUGUUUCACUGAUCAUUGUCAAGUUGACACUGCAGGUCAUGGGGCACCACGCACUCCCUCCUCCCUUACCUGUUGCUGUGUGGUUCCUCCAUCCACUAAUUUCAAGAGACUCGGUCAGAUGUUUUGAAAUCAUCCUGUGGAAAGGGAAGGGAACCCCACACAUUAUUUCUAUCAAUGUAGUGAAGUUUGGAAAUGGUCAUAAAGCUAUGAGCAGCGUUUAUUGGAGGACUCCCAGAGUUUCUCUAUGAAGCUCUAAACAGAGAAGAAAAACUUAUUCUGCAGAAUAACCAGGUUGACCUAAAAACUACGACUAAAUUAAACAGAUUUUACUCUUGCAGUGUAACUUGACCCUUUUACUACUGCAUACAUCUUUUUACGAACAUCACAUCUUUAAAAAUAACACGCUUAUUCUCUGUGUUUUUAGGUGUCACUUUAAAUUUCAUCAUACUGCUUGAAACUAAACAAGUUUUUUGCACUUAAAAUUUCUAACAUCUUUAACAAAAAGAAGCUGCAGAGCUUUCUGAUCAACGUCUCCAACAGUUUCCUCUCAACUGUUGACCAACAUCUGGUCCAGCAGACCAUGCGAGACAAAGAAAUCUGCUGAAAUUGAAGUUUCUUGCAAUAAAAAUAAUCAACAAUUAA